AUGAUCCGUGCGGAUAGUCAGACAGUCAGAGACAGGCAAUCAAUUAAUCACUUCGUGAAGACUCUUAACUCAGCAGGAGACGGGCCAUUGCAUGUACGUCAGAGGGAAGAUGUGCAUUUGUAUCCCUUCAUGCAGUCAGCACAACCAGUGCAAGUAGCCACUCGCCUUUCCGUGUACCCUUCACUUCUGCAUGUUGGCCUCUUCAGAUUAAUUAGGCCGAGGGGAAGAGCCCGGUACAGGUUUGAUGCGGUUAGUCUGCCAGAGGCGAAGCCGGACUUCGGGGUCUCGACCGACUUAUGCUGUCGACGUUAA
Messenger RNA from Protopolystoma xenopodis, 312 nucleotides. The record is from the annotation of a GenBank genome assembly. NCBI's taxonomy places the organism in Eukaryota, Metazoa, Platyhelminthes, Monogenea, Polystomatidea, Polystomatidae.